This is a messenger RNA of Lactuca saligna, 1563 nucleotides long. The record is from the annotation of a GenBank genome assembly. Lineage: Eukaryota; Viridiplantae; Streptophyta; Magnoliopsida; Asterales; Asteraceae.
AUGACGGAGCUUUGGACGACGGUGGCGUCUCUAAUGGGCGUUUGGGCUUUCUCCCAAACACUCUUACUUGCCGUGUUCCCGCCGGAGCUCCGCUUCGCCUUAAUAAAACUCUUUCAACGUUUAUUCAACUGCUGCUCUUCCUACUGCUACUACGAUAUCACAGAGAUCGAAGGUGUCAACACCAAUGAGCUCUACAACGCCGUCCAGCUCUACCUCUCCUCCUCCGCCUCAUCCUCAUGUUCAGCCACCUCCUCCAACCGUCUCUCCCUCACCCGCGGCCUCAACUCCUCCGCAAUUACCUUCGGUCUCUCUCACAACGACCGCCUCACCGACGUUUUCAAUGGGGUCUCCGUCGUCUGGGAACACAUCGUAACCCCACGACAGUCCCAGACGUUUUCAUGGCGGCCGUUGCCGGAGGAGAAACGUGGGUUCACUCUCCGGAUUAACAAAAGGGAUAAAUCUUACAUCCUAGAAUCCUACCUCAACUUCAUCAACGAAAAAGCGAACGAAAUUCGAAGAAAAAAUCAAGACAGGUUGCUGUACACAAAUUCUCGCGGUGGAUCGCUCGAUUCCCGGGGACAACCAUGGGAAUCGGUGCCUUUCAAGCAUCCUAGCACAUUCGAGACGCUGGCAAUGGAUCCGGUGAAAAAAGCGGAAAUCAUGUCCGAUCUCCGCGACUUCGCCGACGGCCAGGCGUUUUACACCCGCACCGGUCGCGCUUGGAAACGCGGUUACCUCUUGUAUGGUCCACCCGGCACCGGAAAAUCCAGCAUGAUCGCUGCAAUGGCAAAUUUUCUUAGGUACGACAUUUACGAUCUUGAACUAACUGAAGUGCAGACGAAUUUGGAGCUCCGGAAGUUGCUUAUGAAGACAAGUUCUAAAUCAAUCAUCGUAAUCGAAGACAUUGACUGUUCCAUAAACCUCACAAACCGCAAAGAAACCACCACCACCACCGGCGGCGGCGAUAGGAACUCUUCUACUUUCGUCGACGGCGAUAUCGAAACCAGUGGGACCAACAACUCCAUAACAUUAUCCGGUUUAUUGAAUUUUACAGACGGGUUAUGGUCGUGCUGCGGAUCGGAGAGAAUAUUUGUGUUCACGACAAACCAUAUUGAAAAACUUGACCCGGCAUUGUUACGAAGCGGGCGAAUGGAUAUGCACGUCUUCAUGAGCCACUGUUCUUUCCCGUCGUUAAAAAUUCUACUAAAGAACUACCUAGGGUGUACGCCGGACGACGUGGAGACGUCGGUUUUACAGAGGUUGGAGGAGGUCACCGACGCUGCGGAGAUGACUCCGGCGGAUAUCAGCGAGGUCUUGAUAAAAAACCGGCGAGACAACAAGAAGGCAUUGAGGGAGUUACUGGAGGCGUUGAGGGUAAGAGCUGAGAAAAAUAGAAGUGGGUUGCAGCGGUUGGGGGCGGACGUGGAGGAGAUGGCGGAGGAGGAGGAGAAGAGAGCGUUGGAGAGUCCAAAAGAAGGUGGCGACGCGGCGGCUGGUGGUGGUUGUGUGGAGGAGGAAGGCGGAAAGGAAUUAGAGGAUAAUAUCAUAAUGGGGUUAAUUUAA